CAAUAUUUUGAUCAUUGGGAAGAACAAAAAAAUGGAGAGAUAAAAAAAAAACAUGGGUGAGACAAGAUUAAGAUUCCAUAUUAUAGAAUUCAUAUAAUUAUAUUUGGACUUGAUCUUAUGAGUUGACAUUUGUACAAACAUUAAAGCUUUCACUGUCUCCCAUUAUUAUAUAGUACUCUAUAGUACCUUAUUACAUAAGUUGAAUUUUAAUUUCAAGAUUUCAAUUGAAGUUGAAUCUUUCCAAGUUCAGACCAUUUCUUUCUCCUUAUUUUCCUCUAAAACUCUACAAGGUAGAUGACCAAUAUUCAAACUAACAACACUGCAAAACCCAAAACUUUUUUUAAAUUCUCUCUUCUUUUUUUCCUCUGCUUUUUAUGGAUAGUCUCAAAUUAUGCAAACCCCAGGACUUAUUUGUCAUAAAGUCACCUAAGCAAUCUUUGAGAUUGGUCCUCUUAGUAUUUGCAGUGGUUUGUGGAAUUUACAUCUUGUCAAUGUGCACAAACCAAACAAGUAAUUAUCUUUCACAAGCUAGAUCACUAAGCAUCCAUGUGAUUAACAGACAUAAUUGUCAUUAUCCUAUUUUUCAAGAAGAAGAUAUCCAUUACUUGCAUUUCCCGAAGCCUCAAACUUUUAGCAGGGAGGAAUGUGCUUGCAAUCCUGUUCGAUUUUUCGCGAUUUUUUCUAUGCAGAGAUCAGGAAGUGGAUGGUUUGAGACAUUGUUAAAUAGUCACAUGAAUGUGAGUUCUCAUGGAGAACUUUUUGGUGCUAAGUCAAGGAGGACUAAUGCUACAAUAAUAUUGGAUAUUAUGGAUAAAGUUUUCAAUCUUGAUUGGGUUAGCAGCUCAUCCAAGAAUGAGUGUUCAGCUGCAAUUGGAUUUAAGUGGAUGCUUAAUCAGGGAGCUUUGGAGUAUCAUGAGGAGAUUGUGGAUUACUUCAACCGAAGAGGUGUCUCUACAAUAUUUCUAUUCAGAAGAAAUCUACUACGCAGACUCAUCUCUCUACUUGCUAAUUCCUAUGACAAGGAUGUUAAACCACUGAAUGGAACACACAAAUCUCAUACCCAUUCUCCAUAUGAGGCUGAAGUAUUGGCAAAAUACAAGCCAGUGGUGAAUAUGUCAUUACUAAUACCAAAUUUGAGGCAUGCUCAGAGGAAGGCUGCUAGAGCUAUGGAAUACUUUAAGAGCACGCGACACAUUCUUCUUUACUAUGAAGACGUUGUCCAAAAUCGAACUAAACUAGCUGAUGUCCAAGAGUUUCUGGGGCUGCCUCAAAGAGAACUCAAAAGUGGUCAGGUUAAGAUUCACAAUGGUCCUCUGUCCCAACAAAUAGAGAAUUGGGAUGAUGUCCAAAAAAAGCUCCAGGGAACACCCUAUGAGACAUAUCUUAAAGAAGACUAACUAUACUACCAUAUACAGUAAUAUCAAAUACAACACAUUUGAUAGAAAAUUGGCUAUAGACUGGCUAUGGAGAUUCAGCGCGGUUAGAAAUUAAUACAGACACAAAGUGCUUCAACGGUUUUUGAUCUCUUAUGGACCGGACCUCUCAGUAUAAUUCAAACACAUAUGAAGUUCUGACUGUCUGUCGGAGGAAAAAGAAGAAACAGAUCUCAUGAGAUUCCAAGAAUUCCUACUCAAUUCGAUCUUGUAAAUUAACACCCUCAAUUAUCAAAUUUUGCGGAAGUCUUGUUUGUCACUUUGCUUAUACGACAUUUUUGUUUGUUGUCCCAUACAUCAUAUAUGAGAUAUUUGAAAGUUCAAUGAGGUACCAAGACCUCAAGAAUCUGCAACAAUUAGAUAUGGAA
Messenger RNA from Lycium barbarum (goji berry), 1801 nucleotides. RefSeq lists its product as uncharacterized. The transcript is spliced from 6 exons. Lineage: Eukaryota; Viridiplantae; Streptophyta; Magnoliopsida; Solanales; Solanaceae. The record is from RefSeq and is a predicted model, not a curated record. Bases 375 to 1397 code for a protein of 340 amino acids.